UUGUGCUGUUAGCUCUUUGAAAACUGUGUGUGAAAUGCGCGUAUAGAGGCUAGACGUGAGUUGUCUGUAGAAAAAUUUUGCUUAUCGAUUACGCACGUAACACAUUAUACUCUGCUAAAGGAUAAUAAGAAGCAUGACGCUGAUGCUGUAGACAGCACAAAGAGAGCAGGAGGAGCACAGGAAAAAGCACAGUCGAAACAAAAGAGAGAGAGAGAGAGAAAGAGAAAGUGAAAGUGUCAGCAGAAAUAGUUUAAUUGCGACAACGAGACAGACAAAGGACAGUUAGAUGAAUCCCUAUAAUACUGGUGGUGAAAGUGCUGGACCAAAUCCCUUUGGAGCACCUUCAAGUGUUGGCUAUGGACAGCCACAGCAGCCGAGCAUGGGCUAUGGCUAUGAGGAGCAGCCAACUGCUGGCUAUGAUCAGGGAGGAGGAGCCGGUUAUGGCCAGCAGCCAGCUCCUGGCUAUGGUCCAGCAGGAGUCAGGCCACGUGUCGAUGUGGAGGCCAGUGGCGAAGUGGAUCCCAAUUUAUAUCCGGAGGCGAAGGAUUCAACGCAUAAAGUACGCGGUCACUCGGAGGUCUUGCAGAUGUUCUUUGGGGCAACGGAGCGGGAGCUGAUCCCGGUGAAGAGCUUCUACUUUUUCUUCUAUGCCGCCUUCGGUUCGCUGUUCCCGCUAAUGGGUGUCUACUUCAAGCAGAUGGGCAUGAAUCCCGGACAAUGCGGCAUUCUGGUCGGCAUGCGUCCCUUUGUCGAGUUCCUGUCGGCGCCGUUUUGGGGCUCCUAUGCGGAUCGCUUUCGCGAGGGCAAGAAACUGCUGUUGGCCUCACUUGCCUGCUGGGUGCUCUUCACCAUCCCGCUGAGCUUCAUUCGCCCGGAGGCCAUUAACUGCAUUGAGCGCCGCAAUGAGACGGAAUUUGUGCUCACCUAUACACGCACCAAGCGAGACACCUCCGCCAUGUACCCGGAUCCGAAUCAGGAGCAGCUCUACGAUGAUCUCAGUGAGGACAUGCUGGCCGAUGAGCCUGUCGAGGAAUUCCAGUCCGACGGCGGACAUAUUAGACGCAAAAGAUCCCUGUUCAUGCCUCGCAUUGAUGCGGGCAUUUCUCCGGUUCACAUCAACUUUGUGAGCAACUAUGAUGAGAAGCACAACAAGGAUUAUGUGACGCCCAUUUUCAGCUCGAUGGUCUAUCGCACACCAGACAUUCAGAAGGCAUUCUUUUUGCUGCUCUUGGUCAUCCUGAUUGGCGAGUUCUUUAGCGCUCCGGCCAUAACAUUGGCGGACUCGGCGGUGAUCACGCUGCUUGGCGAGGAUGCGGAUAAGUAUGGACAUCAGCGAAUGUUUGGCUCACUUGGCUGGGGCAUCUCCAUGUUUCUGGUGGGCAUUGCUCUGGAUCAUUCCACAUCGUUCUCGAAUCAUCCGUGCGGAGCGGGCAACAAGGAGAAGAACUAUAACAUUUGCUUCUCCAUCUUCUCGGUGCUGAUGACCUGCGCCAUCAUAUCCGCCGCCAAGAUCACCUUCAAGUACGAUCCCAUCGAUGAGAGCCAACUGCAGGCAGCCGCCCAGUUUGUCGAUCCCAACAAGAAGGCCGAGGAUGAGUCGAUGAACCAAUUGGCCGCCCAGCUCAACUUACCAUCACUGGCAGUGGGUAGCGGCAGUGCAUCUUCGGGUGCCGGCGCUGGGGGCACCAGUAGCUUCCAUGCUGCUGGCCAUCAGUCGCAGUCACAUAUUGGCGCCGAGUCCAAGGUGUUUGCCCAGACGUCCAAGGAGUUGCCCGAGUGGAUGACGGUGUUGACGCACUUCAAGGAUCUGAAGACGGCAUCGUUUCUGUUUGUCGCCUGGUUCAUGGGCUUUGGCAUUGGUCUGAUCUUCACCUUUCUGUUCUGGCAUUUGCAAGACUAUGGCGGCACACCCACCUUGUUCGGUGUCGCCUCCGUGAUCAAUCAUGUGUCCGAAAUCUUUGCCUAUUUCUUUAGCUUCCGCCUAAUCACUCAGAUCGGUCAUGUGAAAGUUCUCUGCCUGGGAUUGAUUGGCAAUGUGCUACGCUUUCUGUACAUCUCCUAUCUGACCAAUCCGUGGAUGGUGUUGCCCUUUGAACUGAUGCAGGGCAUCACACACGCCGCCGUCUGGGCCGCCUCGUGCUCCUACAUUGCCCACAAUACGCCCAAGCAUUUGCGCUCCUCGGGCCAGGGUGUGCUCCAGGGCAUCCAUCAUGGUUUGGGUCGUGGUUGCGGCGCCAUCAUUGGUGGCAUGUUUGUCACCUACUACGGUACUACUGCUACCUUCCGUUGGUAUGGUAUCGCGUGUCUCUUCGUGCUCGGCCUCUUCAUCUUCAUCAAUUUCUAUCGCAAGGAACAGGGCUUCAUCUCCGACAUUCCGGUCACCGAAGAUCCCCAUCAGGUGGCCGAGGAAACUUCUCACUUGGCUCCCCAUGGCGUACCCAGCAAUCCCAUACCACGUGCCCUGUCCAACUCACGUUUAAAUGAGAUGAAUCCCAAUGGCGGACCCUAUGGCACCUAUCAGACAACCGGUGGCAAUCUGGAUAUUCCCGGCGGUGCUGCUCAUAAUCCGUUUGCGCAGUAAAUCGAUGGCUUCCCAGAGAUUACAAAAGAGUCCUCGCAUACAGAACAGAUACAUUGCAUAGAUUAAAAUAAAUGAUACAUAGUUACAUUACAUAGUCAUGGACAGCAGCAGAGAUUGAACAAUAUUAAGAGUACUCAUAAUAUAUAACCGAAAACAUAUCUUGGACAUUGGCCUGCAAUAAAAAUUGCCAAACACAUUGCUUUAUUAUGGUUUUUUGGUGCUUAUACACACAUAGAUUACAUAGAUUACAUACAUACUCAAACUCACAUGCAUACUCAUAUGAAUAUAUUUUAUAUUGAAGGUUCAUAUACAUACAUAGAUAAAGCAAUACUUUUGCUAUCAUAGCGCUUACUGGAUUACAAAAUAUAAGUAAAUUGCAACAAAAUUUUUUUAAUUUUAUUGAAAGUUAGCAAUUAAAACGAAUUUUCACGUAGUUGCUUAGCAUACAUGCCAUGCCAAGAGAUUAUUUGAUGAUAUUUACAAGAAUUUUUCAUAUCAUUUGCAUCGCUAUCAUAUCCUAUGAGAGAAGAUCUUUUGAAAGCACACCAUUCAUAAACCUAGAGGAACCAAGAACAAGCACACACAAUACACAGCAACAAAA
Messenger RNA from Drosophila innubila, 3182 nucleotides. RefSeq names its product major facilitator superfamily domain-containing protein 6 (gene jef). The transcript is spliced from 5 exons. The record is from RefSeq and is a predicted model, not a curated record. Gene Ontology annotation, cellular component: membrane. Bases 287 to 2581 code for a protein of 764 amino acids. NCBI's taxonomy places the organism in Eukaryota, Metazoa, Arthropoda, Insecta, Diptera, Drosophilidae.